AUCACAACCUCGCCCCCUCACCCACGCAAGCUCGUUUACGUUCUCAGCCCAGGCCAAAGCUCAAAACCGCUAAGAAAGAAAGCCAAAACAUUCUCCUGGAAACAUGGUGACAAUGGAGAACGGUGCAUCCAAUGGCUCAGCGGCGCGCCUCCCACAUGUCGUGAUGCUGGCAACGCCGGGUAUGGGCCACCUCAUCCCGCUUGCCGAGCUAGCGAAGCGCCUAGCUGCCCGGCAUGGUGUUACGGCCACGCUCAUUGCCUUCGCCUCCACAGCAUCCGCAACGCAGCGCGCCUUCCUGGCCUCCCUCCCGCCAUCAAUCACCUCACUCCACCUCCCGCCCGUUGACCUCUCUGAUCUGCCGCACGGCACAGCCAUUGAGACGCUCAUGUCCGAGGAGUGUGCCCGCUCCAUCCCUGCCCUCACGCAGGUUCUCACCAAGCUGAAGGAGACUAACCGUCUCGUUGCCUUCAUCACCGACUUCUUCGGCAUGGACUCGUUCGAUGCCGCGUCCAAUGUUGGUGUUGAAAGGAGGUACCUGUUCAUCCCCACCAACCUCCACAUGCUGAUGCUAUUGCUUCACCUACCUGAGCUCGACCUUUCAAUCCCCGGCGAGUUCCGGGACCUUGCCGAGCCACUCCAGCUGCCAGGAUGCGUGCCAAUUCCUGGGAUGGACAUUCUGUCACCGCUGCAGGACAGGGCCAACCCAUGCUACCGGUGGAUGGUCCACCACGCUUCACGCACCAAGGAAGCUGAUGCCAUCCUUGUCAAUUCCUUCGAUGCCGUAGAGCCGGAGGCCGCCGCGGUGCUCCACCAACAGGAGCUUGGCCGCCCACCCGUGUACAAUAUCGGCCCGCUCAUACUAACCAGGAGCAAAUCCACCGGUGUUAUGAGCACGGCGCCUCCAGCCUCGUCGCGUGCGGAGUGUCUUGACUGGCUCGACCUACAGCCAGCCAGAUCGGUGACCUUUGUCUCCUUCGGCUCUGGUGGUGCGCUGCCUACUGAGCAGAUGCGAGAACUUGCGCUCGGGCUAGAGCUGAGUGGGCAGCGAUUCCUGUGGGUUGUGAGGAGCCCAAGUGAUGAGGGGACAGUGAGCGACAACUACUAUGAUGCCGAGAGCAAGAAGGACCCUAUUGUGUUCCUGCCGGAAGGGUUCAUUGAAAGGACCAGAGAUGUUGGCUUCCUGGUGUCCUCAUGGGCCCCACAGAUAGAUGUAUUGAGCCAUGAAGCCACAGGAGGUUUCCUAACACACUGUGGGUGGAACUCUACCUUAGAGAGCCUUAUCCAUGGAGUGCCGAUGGUGGCAUGGCCUCUAUACGCUGAGCAGCAUCAAAAUGCAGUGAUGCUAGAUGAGGGUAUAGGGGCCGUGAUACGGGUGCCUGAACCAAAGGGGAAGGAUAUGAUCGCUCGGGUAGUGAAGGAGCUUAUGGUAGGGGAAGGGAAGGGUGCAGCAGUGCGAACCACGGUAGCAAAGCUUCAGGAGAACGCAUUACAGGGCCUAACAGAGUGUGGUGCUGCCGCGACUGCAUUAGCCGAGCUGGUAGAGAAGUGGGAAGUUGGGGAGAACUAGUCCGUGCCCCUUCGAAUCAUUUGCUACUCUUUGCUAUGCAUAUCACUCUCGAACUUGAUUUUAAAUGACACAUGUCUCAUAUUGUAAUUUCUUAGAACUAUUCCAUUGCCACUGCUUUGCUUGUACUAAGGGAACAAUGUGCUUUCCUUCCCUUCACAUUUGUAAUUUAAGCUUUUGAAUAAAGGGAACAAUGUGGAUUGUAUACAA
Messenger RNA from Panicum virgatum (switchgrass), 1774 nucleotides. Its product is annotated as UDP-glycosyltransferase 72B1-like. The record is from RefSeq and is a predicted model, not a curated record. Lineage: Eukaryota; Viridiplantae; Streptophyta; Magnoliopsida; Poales; Poaceae. The transcript has a single exon. Bases 104 to 1567 code for a protein of 487 amino acids. Gene Ontology annotation, molecular function: UDP-glycosyltransferase activity.